This is a messenger RNA of Cryptotermes secundus, 1485 nucleotides long. RefSeq names its product dynein regulatory complex subunit 5. Gene Ontology annotation, molecular function: protein binding. NCBI's taxonomy places the organism in Eukaryota, Metazoa, Arthropoda, Insecta, Blattodea, Kalotermitidae. The record is from RefSeq and is a predicted model, not a curated record.
GCUUCAGACAGGAGACAAGUUGAUUACUGAUUACGAGGGUGGUAAGGGGUCGCAAGUUUGUGUGAAUAUGCGUGUCCCUCACACAAUUCCACACAACACCUCUCUAGUAUAUCAAUCCUCCGAACAGACACAGAAUCUCCCAGGUGAAGUAAAUCGCACACUUCGGGCAGAAGAUGUCACAUGGGAUAAAGAGAUUCCUUCAACACUGGCCACGCUGUGUGUCAAGAGUCUUGCAUCCCAUUUUCAAGAGAAGCGUGUUCUUGGAGAGUUGUCAGAAGAGGACCAGUGUCUGCUCUUGGAGACACUCCCCACUGACCUUCCACUUACAUUGACAGUGCCAUUGAUCAGAGAUGGCAUCUACUGGAAAAGAAGCAGUCAAAACCGGUGGAAGAGUAUGAAUGAUGUGCAUGAUUAUGGAAAUUCGUGGAAACGACACUACCUGGAGCGUCAUUUGCAGGAGCAUAUAGAAAAGUUAGGCCCAGAGAACUUUGUACAAUCAGAAAUAGAGAGUCUGGUCCAACUGUGCUCCCCAUAUGUGAAGCGGCUCAGCAUUCAGCAGUUGCAGGCCCCACAGCCACCUGAGUUCAUAGAUGGGGAUCAUUGUGAGUGGCCCACUGAAGUCAAUUCCAUUGACCAUAUCAGCCUUCAACCAUUCAUAAAGGGUCUGGUCAAUCUUGAGGAACUGCACGUCAUGUUCGGAGUUCGUGGAUGUGGUAUGGACUUUGCUUGGAUCUUAUUUAAGUUCUCAUUGGUGGACUGCAUAAACAUUGGACUUGGACUGAACUCAGCAAACUGCUUGAAGACUUUCAGAAUUCAUCGUAGUACAUUGGAUGAUGCUAGAGUCUCCAUUCUUCUGCAGCACAUAAUGAGGAACACAACCAUUAACAGGCUCGACUUUUCACAUUGUGAAAUUGGUGAUCAGGGUGCUCUGGCUAUAGGAAAACUCCUGACUGUCCACCCAGCACUUGAAGAACUCAUAUUAUGUAAUAACAAAAUAGGUGCUGCUGGAGCUAAUGGGCUGGCCUGUGCACUGUCACAUAUAGCUUCACCACUGAAGUUGCUGGAUCUUCGACUAAAUCAUAUCGGUAACCAGGGGGUAACAGAUCUGUGUUCAGCCCUGGCAAAUAGUGAACAUCCACAAGAGCUGAUCUUGGCUGGCUGUGGCUUUACAGAAGAGACAGGCAUUAAGCUUGGUCAGAUGUUGCAACACAACACCACUCUUCAGGCACUGGACAUCAGCAACAAUAACCUGGGAGAGGUGGGAGGUGAAGCCCUUUCCCAUGGUAUCAAAGAUAACACAACUCUUCUGAGAUUAGAUUAUCGAAUGACUGGGAUUACGCAGGAAGAUGCAUCAUCAAUAAACAUGUCAUUAAAAAGUAAUACCAACAGGUACAGAAGGAAGCAAGAAUGUUAAUACAUUCAUGUGUGUUCAGAUGUGUACAUUUGGUACAUCAGCUCAAAUGCAAAGUUAUGAGGCUUGGAGCA